This is a messenger RNA of Saccostrea cuccullata (small rock oyster), 4252 nucleotides long. Its product is annotated as kelch-like protein 15. The transcript is spliced from 3 exons. Lineage: Eukaryota; Metazoa; Mollusca; Bivalvia; Ostreida; Ostreidae. Gene Ontology annotation, molecular function: protein binding. Bases 1 to 2604 code for a protein of 867 amino acids. The record is from RefSeq and is a predicted model, not a curated record.
AUGGCUAAACCCAAUGAAACCUGUAUGGUGAGAGCAGGUGCAGUGACAAAACCAGGGGCGUGUGCAGACCAAGUGAACUUAAGGAUUGUCCUAUGUAGAACAAAUGGAGUCAAUGGUAAAACAAAACCAGUAAAGAGUGAAGGGAAAUUUAUCUCACAGAUCAAGAAAAAUCUCACGCAAGGUAAAGAACCAGAGGGAGAGCAAGAGAAUUGUGGAUCAGGGAAUUCCAAGAACCGGCCCACCAAAACCACAGAGAAAACAAAGACCAAUAGCUCCUCAGUGUUUAGUCGACUCAGCGAACCAACCAUCAGUAGUGCCAAAAAAUCAGUAAAAUCUGCUGAAACUGCUAAACCAAACACCAGCAAGGGAAGUAAACCUGCCCCUGGGAGUGGAAAAGAUAGCCCAAAGCCUUCAGUUGCCAAAGACAAUGUGGGUACUAAGAAACAGCCACCACCUGUAGCUGAGAAACCAAAGAAAAGCUCAGAGAAAGAGGUGAUUGGUGAGAUUCAGAAGAAAACCAACGAAUCAGGUGUCAAGGGUGAACAGGAGAAGACUGAAGAGGAAGUUAAACAAUCGGAAGAAAACAUCGCCGAGGCUGAGGUAGAAUACCCGGAAAUCCUAGAAUUUAAUCGUGAGCAAGCACAGGAAGAAGAAAGGGCACAGUUAGAGGUUCAGAGUGCUAACGAGGAAAUAAGACAAGAUUUAGGUGAACCUUCAAUAAACCAGUACCUUACUCUGAAAAAUAACGUAUUUGAGGAUCAGGAGUCCACUUUUUGCACCUUAGACAUUAACGGUAAAAUGGCCACUGCUGCAGUAGAUCCCCAGGAUGAAGAAGGAUUGCCACAAAACCCAACAGAAUGUAUUGUCAUCUCAGAAAACAAAGUCAAGUACAUCAACACUAACUUCAAGAAAGUAUCAGCCAAGAUGUACGACUACAAGUGUGACAUCAAGCUCAAAGUUGGAGACCAGAACUUCAAAGCUCAUCGAGAUGUUCUAUCAGAGGCAAGUGACUAUUUCUCUGCAAUGUUCUCACACAAUAUGAAAGAGAAAGGCCAAGAUGAAAUAGAACUAAAAGACAUUAGUCCAAAAGGUUUUUCAGCGAUGCUGGAUUAUUUCUAUCAUGGUCAUGUGACUCUUGAACCAUCCAAAGUGGAGGAGGUUAUAGAAGGAGCUAGGUACUUUCAUGUGGAUUGGCUUUUGGAGGUCUGCUGUGAGUUUCUCAUCCAGCAUCUAAGCUUGGAUAACUAUAAUGCUGUGAUGGAAAUUACAGAUAAAUACUACCUUGGUGAUCUGCGAUGGGAUAUUUUCAGAUUCAUUGGUCAAAAUCUUGGUGAACUGACUCAACAGCCAAGUUUCUUUGAAAAUCUCUCUCUGGAACUGCUUUUGCAGUUUCUUAUGGAGAACAUUUAUACAGAAGCUUCAGAGUUCUACAUUUUGGAUGUUGUGUUAAGAUGGGUCAAUGCAGAUGAACAAAAUAGGAAGGAACAUCUUCUCUCUCUUCUACGCCAGAUAAGAUUUCACACGAUGGAAGCAGAGGAACUUGAGUCAGUUCCACCAGAGGUCCUGGAGUUCCCAGAAAUACGUGAGAUAAUUGAGGAUGCCAUGAAUUACAGUCUUAACAUCAUGGGCCAAUGUCUGAAGUGUGGAGAUAUGUACAAGCAGAGAGGGGCAAGACCCGUGGUAACCAUCCUUGCUUUCACGGAUGAUGCCAAUAUCUUGGUGUACAGAGAUCCUACCAAGUGUGGUCUCUUUGUGGAGGAAUUAGGCCCUUGUGGGUUGGACACUGCAGCCUACCAAGCUAUGGGUCAAGCAAAGAUUGGAAACUUCUUAUAUGCAGCAGGUGGAUAUGAUGAUAAAUACUGUACUGUAGGAAGGGUCUUCAUGUUUGAUCCAAAAUAUCGAGGCUGGACCGAGGUGGCAUCAAUGAAUGAACCAAGAGUUUCAUUUGCCAUGUGUAACUCUGACAACAGACUGUUUGUGGUUGGGGGAGUCAAUCACACAGUGGAUGAUGAGACAAAAGAGGAAAGUGAGCAAGUCCUAGGAUCCGUAGAGAUGUACAACCCAGAAGACAAUGUCUGGACCAACCUCCAACCAAUGCCAUAUAAAUCCUCUGACCAAGCUGCUGUUUUUACCAAUGGCUGCCUGUAUGUUACUGGUGGGAUUAGCUCUGAGCCAGAUGAUCCUGUGCCACUGAACUCAACAUGGUGCUUGAAGGUUGGAGGAUCCGAGGGGUGGGUCCCCAAAGCUAACAUGCUGAACGGUCGACAGGGACACAGCAUCACUGCUCUUAGUGGAAAACUUUACACCAUGGGUGGUUACACUGCUAAAGACGAUCGCAUAACAUUCAAGAAUCAACUGAACUGUGAAGUCUAUGACCUUGAAACAGGACAAUGGUCAGAAAUCGCCCCCACUCCUGAGGCCUUCGGGCAUCUCUUCCCCUACAGCGAUGCUUUGUUUGAUAAGAUUUUUGUGAUGGGGGGAAUUCAUACCAGUGUAAAUCUGUACAUCUAUGAUCCUGAGAGUGAUACCUGGGAGGAGGCAGAUGUAAUUGGACCACAUGUACAAAAACUGGCCAUCCUGGACGUAGCUUAUCCUUAUACGUAAACUCUUCUAUUGCAGUCUAGGAUGAACAAAUGUGUUGAUAUGUGUACAUGCAAGUAUCCAAGAUACAGUAUCAUAUAGUGAACUUUGUUUAGUUUUUGGAAUACCAUGACUGGCAUGAGUAGUGAAAGCUUGUAUGUAAUCAUUAUUGUAAACAUUUUCUACAUUUGAGGUCAAGGAUAUAGGAUAAAAACAGAUUGUUUUAAUUGGGAAAAAGAGGUAGGCAUUGUGCCUACUAGUUAAGUGAAAAAAAUUGGACUACUGACAAUAAUUACAUUUUGUUCCAUUAAAUCCUAAACACUUUGUUUUCCAAUGAAUGUUAGCAGUAAUACAUUACCAGGAUGCAAACAGGGAAAGACUAGGCAUAACUUUUAUUUGAUGCAUAGAUCAACAGUGAUACAAGGACAAUUCUUUUUUAACAAGAUUUUCUCUAUAUUGGUUUUUUUUAUUUUUAUCAUGGUUGUACUGGCAUUUUUAGAUAUAUUUUUUUCAACAUGGUUGUACAUGUACUGGCAUUAUAUGUAUUUGGUUGUGCUAGCUCAUCAUUGGCUGUGCAUCUAAAAAAAUGUGUACUUAACAUGCUUAAUGUAUUCAUGUAUAUUUUAUAAUUUACAAUUAUCUUUAAGGUCAUAUCCAUUAGGCAUCUGCAUUUAUAAAAAGUGCAUUUUCUUGCCAAUUUAUAGCUCAUCUGCUGGUCUAAUCUUUAUACAUGAUGUAUGUCUGACAAGUUGAUGAUUGUGUAUUGUAAUUAUUAGCAGAAUCCUGCCUGUAUCUAUUGUUUACAUUUUCAUAACUGUUAUUUUAUUCCUGUCAAUUGAUGUAUAUAUGCUUUGAUGAAAAAGAAUUUUUAAAAUCACAGAAUAUAGUUUUAUAGUAAUUGUUAUCUUAGUUUGUACUUUGUACUAAGCACUUGGCAUUAUAAUUAUAACAAGAGUUGCAUGGAAUUUUUAAGAUAUACUGUACUUAAUUUCUUUACUAAACAAAGUUAAACCAUGGUAACUAGACUGAAUCUGAUUCUGAAACUGGUCACUAGUAUAUACUGUCAAACUGAAAUAUAUCAACUUAGUAAUAUUAAGAAAAUCUUAGUUUAUAUAAAAAACUUGAUAUUUAUUUCCUAAGCAAUUGCUUUCAGUUUUUUACUUAUAUGGAUAUGAUUUAAACAAUCUCGAUUAUAAGAAAGUAAAAUUCCAAGUUCCACUGACUUCUUGAGUAGUGAGUUCUACUGUAUACCAUAAAAUUCAGUUUACCACCUCUUAACUGAAAUGUUUCAUAUGUUAAUCACUUGAAAAUCGCAUUUAAUGUCUAGAUAAAUAGUUUUAUCAUGUUUAUUUUACUAAGAGUCCACAAUGAUGCAUUCCUAAGAGAGUUUGUUGCCAUCUUCUCUCAUCAAGCUGUUUUCUUUCAAUAAUCCAUUGAUAUUUAAGCAUUUUCUGCUGUGUAAUUUUGUACGUUGUUUAGUUUUAAUUUUUUAACAUUCCAAAGAUCUGUUCAAGUUUUUGUUUUUAUAAAUUUGUUACAUAAGAGGACUAUAUGUUCCAUCAGUCAUUACCAAUAUGUCUUUCUAAAUUUUCCAACAUUUUUAGGACCAGUAAAUUGUUCAAAUUUCGUAUAUACAUGUAUACUUUUACACAUUUUAAUCAUUUUACACAAU